Molecule: messenger RNA, 3748 nt
Organism: Drosophila grimshawi
Lineage: Eukaryota; Metazoa; Arthropoda; Insecta; Diptera; Drosophilidae
Gene: ttk
Product: protein tramtrack, beta isoform
Exons: 7
Coding region: 1022-3070 (682 amino acids)
Biological process (GO): regulation of transcription by RNA polymerase II
Cellular component (GO): nucleus
Molecular function (GO): protein binding
Source: RefSeq, a predicted model, not a curated record
AUUCCAUUUCAUCCGCUCGUCCGCGUCCGUCAACAUCCCACUUAACGUCUUUUUUUGUGUGUCUUUCGGUCUAUUUAAGUUUUUUUUUCUUCUCAUAUUAUUUGUCAUACUAGCGAACACAAGAAGGCUUCGGCUCGGCUCGGCUCGGCUCUAUCGCUCGGCCAUUUGUUAGAUUUGAAAGCCGCCAUUUAAAAAAAGCACACACACGAAACGGGAGCAGAGCGGAGACGAUAUUAUAUUAUCCACCCAGCAGCGGCGACAUCGAUACAUCGAAACAACACCAACAACGUCGUAAAACAGGCGCGCGUGUUCGUCGUCGUGGCAGCCCCUCAAACAUAUAUACACACACACAAACACACUCACACACACACCGCGAGACGCACUCACAUCGGCUCCAUCCAACUCUUCCGCCCAACACCACCUGCCCCUCUGGUCGAGUUCAUAAUUCUGCCGCCCUGACAGCUAGCUCAGUUCGGUUUUCGUGAUCGUGCUCGUGCUCUCGUUCUCGUCCGUCUCGUUCGUGCCCGAAGUCGCUGGCAGCGGCAGAGACAGCAGCAGCGACAGCAACAGCAGCAAACAGCAAACAGCAACAGCAACAAACAUUAACAUUCAGGGACAACGACAACACGGCGACGGCGUCUGCGUCGACAUCCCUACGUUUCAGUUCUGAUUGGAGAUAUUUCGUCAAAACUUUCCAUAACAAAAGAAAAACCGCAUUGCAACAACAAUAACAACACCAGCAACAAUAAUAUUAAUAAUAAUAAUAAUAGACAACUACGAGCGGAUUACAAAAGCUUCCAAGAAUUGCAUUCUUUGAUAUUAACGUCAAAAUGUUAAAGUGUUGAGCACAACUUUGUAUACUGAAGGACGUCAAGGAUAUUAUAUGUAUUGUACAUUUGCUUGCAUGCAAAAAACAAACAACAAAAAUAGAAAGAAAGAAAGGAAAUCGGAGUUUUAUUUAUUUUGCCGACUAUUCCGCUGCUCCACUCGCUAAUAUUGACCAACCCGAAACGGCUUCCAAAUGAAGAUGGCAUCUCAACGGUUUUGUCUGCGCUGGAACAAUCAUCAGAGUAAUCUGUUGUCUGUCUUCGAUCAGCUACUGCACGCCGAGACCUUUACAGAUGUGACGCUGGCCGUCGAAGGACAAUACCUAAAGGCACACAAGAUGGUGCUAUCCGCGUGCAGUCCAUAUUUCAAUCAGCUGUUUGUCAAUCAUCCGGAAAAGCAUCCGAUUGUCAUACUCAAAGAUGUGCCCUAUUCGGAUAUGAAAUCCCUGCUGGACUUUAUGUAUCGCGGCGAGGUGUCUGUUGAUCAGGAAAGGCUCACAGCCUUCCUGCGCGUCGCCGAAAGUCUGCGCAUCAAGGGCCUGACCGAGGUCAACGAUGAUAAGCCCACGUCCGCGGAAAGCGCACCGGCGCCACCGCAACUGCAACGCAUCCAACCGUACCUGGUGCCGCAGCAACGCAAGCAGCCGAAUGUCCUUGCUGCAAGUGCAGCAGCUGCCGCCUUGCAGGCUGCCACACAGCCAUCGCUCCUCAGUUCCGCCCUGAUGCCCAAACGCAAACGUGGCAGACCCCGCAAGCUAUCCGGCAGCUCCAAUGGCACUGGCAACGAUUACGAUGAAUACGAGCGCGAGGGCCUCAUGAAUGAUUCGGAUUUGGGCAAUGGCAAACUUGGCAACGACUCAUAUUCCGGCAAUGAUGAUGGCUCCGAUGACAACCAGCAAGAAUCUGCGAACAAUGAUGAUCUGAAUGAAAGCCGCGACUCACUGCCCUCGAAGAGAUCAAAGAGCGGGAAAGAUCAGCGCAUGGCACAACAACAACACCACCAACAACAGCAGCAGCAGCAACAACAACAAGACGACAACAGCACUUCCGAUGGGAACGAUAGCGAUGGCGAUGCCAUGGACACGUCGUACAUGGAGCCACAGCUAAUGCUGGAUGAAUACGAUGAGCCCGUGGAAUUCAAAUACAAUCCGCUGACGGACAACAACUCACCCACACAGGAACAGAACACGGCGACAACGGACAGCAGCAACAGCCAUCAGCAUCUCAACGAGCAGGCGCGUCAGCAGGCGUUCCUCAUAGCGGCACAGCGCAAGCAUCAGGUGGAAACCGCUGCAUUGGCAGCCAGUGGUGGUGGCGGUGGUGGUGCUGCUGCUGCCAGCAGCGGCGGCGGUGGCUUAAGACUCAACAUUAUUGGCAUUGCCGGCGGUGGCACUGGUCCCGGUGGCAAGUCAAUGGUCAGCAUUCCGAAAUUAACGCCCAUUGGCAAGGUGAAUGCCGCCUCCACGCCACUGGUAUCGCCCGCAUCCUCAUCGUCGUCCAAGCCGCGCGCCCAAAAACGGCCCAAGCUUAAACAGAACGGGGAUAUGGCCAAAAAUGCGUAUGCAUCCGGUCAGGAUUAUCUCGAUCUGUACAAUAGCAGCAGCGAUGGCUUCAAACUAAAGUCCGAGCUACUCGGCGGCAGUACACCGAAUCUGAGUAGCAUCGGUGCCGGCGCUGGCGUUGGCGUUGGCGUUACGGCCGCCGUGAAGACCAAACUCAAUCUCAGCAGCAAUAUUGGCGAGGGCGAAACCGAGGGCUCCGUGCGCGACUAUUGUACCAAAGAGGGGGAGCACACGUAUCGCUGCAAGGUCUGCUCGCGCGUCUACACGCACAUCAGCAACUUCUGCCGGCACUAUGUGACCUCGCACAAGCGCAACGUCAAGGUGUAUCCGUGUCCGUUCUGCUUUAAGGAGUUCACGCGCAAGGACAAUAUGACGGCGCACGUGAAGAUCAUACACAAAAUUGAGAAUCCAUCAACGGCGCUGGCCAAUGUUGCCGCUGCCACGUUGGCCAAUCAGUCGUCGCUUGGCGGCGGCGGCAGUGGCAGCGGUAACGGUGGCGGUUCAACAGCGGUGGCAACAACGCCAACGCCGCCCGAUUUGAAUGCACAGAAUUCGAAUCAAUCGCUGCCAGCGACAACAAACAAUGCGCUAUCCACCUCAUCAUCGUCGUCCACGUCAUCGUCCAGUGCCUCGUUGGGCUCGCUGGCAACGGCAGCAGCGGCCGCUGCCGCGGCGCAGUAAUCUCUACUAAUUACAAUAAUAACAACAACAAAAACAACAACCAUAAAACACAAAAACCAAGAAGCCGCAUAUUCCAAAAUCAAUAACAAAAAAAAAAAGAAAAGAGAAAAACAAGAAAUAAUGACGAAAAUAUAAAAUAGUUGAAAUUCAGCAGAGGAGAAGGAGCAAAGAGAAGGCAGAGAAGGGGGCCAGGCGCCAGGCGCCAGUCGCCAGUCGCAACAGGGACAGGGGGAUGGGGAAGGGGGGAGGGGUUUGUAUAGGCUAGGGGGCAUUUGCAGCGUGUUAGUUAACAUUUGAAAUUGUUAAUUUUGUUUUUUAGUUAUCUACACUUUACUACGCUUUGAUUGUAAAGUUAAUCGUUUAAUCUCAGCAUGAUGAAAAGUUUCCUCUGUUGAACGUUAUAUUUACGUUUAUAUUAUUAUUAUUUUUUUUUAAUUUUUUACUCCGCUCUUAUAAUUUUUAAUUAUUUUACAAAACGAUAUAUGUUGUGCAAUUAUAUAAUUUCGAUAACGGUUACAAACUUUAGUUUAACCCGCAAUUAGAAUGCAAACAAACAAAAAAAAAAAAAAGAAAGAAAGAAAAACCCCACUAUAAAUACCAAUAGCGUUAACCAACACUUAGCAUUAUGAAAAACAAAACAACAAAAAAACACCCUAAAUCAAAAAAAAAAAAAACAAA